UUUUAGCAAUCCAAUACCCCUCCCGAGUGAUACAAAAACAACAACUACUAGGUUUUGGUUUUCCUUCAUCAUACUGAGCAUAAGAAACUGAGUUCGUUCGUUCUCUCUUUUUUUUUUUAUUUUUCUUGGUUUUUUCUGUGAAAAAAAUCGGUUUUCUGAAGUGUAGGCACACUAAAACUGAUGCUGGUGGUGGCAAAAUUUGAUCUUUCCUGCUUUUUUGACCUCAAAAUUGGAUUUUUGUUAUAUGGUAUCUCCUAAUCUUUGAGGAUUUCUUAUUUAUUCAGGUGUAUUUUGGUGUUUCUGGUGGGCGAAGAGCAUGGUAGUUUUAUCUGAUUGUUGGAGGGUUUUUGGUGUAAAUUUGGCAUUUUGCACAUUGGAAAUGGAAUAUCCCUUCUUUUGAUGUUAGGAAAUUUGGAGAUAAUUGUGACAAAUUGAUAUAUUUCCCUUUUUUUUUUGGAGUAAUUUUUCCAUAAUUUGGGGCUUAGAUAGACAGAGUUAGGGGAUUUUUGUUGUCUUAGCUUGUAAAUAUGGCUGUAUUGGUGAGAGGUUGCUGCACAAAUUGUGAUUUGUAUCAUCAAAUCACUCUUCAGAGCUACUCAAUUAACAGAAGAAGAGAACCCAAUGUUCCAUAUUUCCAGCAGAAAUUUAAGUUAGUCGGCGAGAAAAGUCGAAGAUUUCUAGUUAUCAAUAAGUUUAAUUCAAACAGUGGUAGUUUGAAUAGAGAUAGUGCAUGGGUGUGUAAAGUUGCCUCCUUUUGUUGUGAAUCUGGUGUUACUAACAAAGAAGAAGCUGUUAACAUGAGGAUUUGGAGUCAAGAAGACGAAUUUUCUGCAGAUAUUUAUGAAGAAGAUCAAUUAGCUCUUAUGACUCCAAUUGAUCGAGAGGAGCUCAGUGGUGAGCCUAAAAACCGGUUGUUGGCUCCUGACUCGAAGAAGCAGGUAGCGAAUCCUGAAACGAAGUUGCAUUUCUUGGAGGAAAGGGAUGAAGAACUAUUAUCGAAAAGGCUGCUACACCUUAGCCGAUUGAACAAAGCCAGAAGUGCUCUAGAACUCUAUAUGUCGAUGGAAGCAUCAGGUCUUCAACCAAAUGCCCAUGCUUGUAACUCUCUUCUCUCUUGUCUUGUUCGUAAUGGGACUCUAACUGAUGCAUUGAGAGUAUUUGAGAUUAUGAGAAAGAAUGAAACGGCGAGUGGUCAUGCGUAUAGCUUGAUGCUCAAAGCUGUUGCCAACGAUCAAGGUUUUGAUGCUGCAGUGGAAAUGUUCAGCAAAUUGGAGGAAGAAGCCGCAUCCAAGAAAAACUUUGACGUGAUUGUUUUCAACACAAUGAUAUCGGUAACUGGGAGAGCAAAAAAUUGGGUUGAAACGGAGAGAAUUUGGAGAAAACUCAGUAGUGCUGCUAUCUCAGGAACAUCGACUACUUAUGGCUUGUUGGUAAGCACUUUUGUGCAGUGUGGGCAGACAGAGUUGGCGCUUUCCGCUUACCAUGAAAUGCUUCAGAAUGGACUCGAACCGAGCGAGGAUAUUAUGAAAGCUAUCAUCGCUUCAUGCACCAAAGAAGGCAAGUGGGAAUUGGGUCUAAGCACUUUUAGGAGAAUGCUGAAUUGUGGGAUAAAGCCAAAUAUCAUUGUUUUUAAUUCUAUCAUCAACUGCCUUGGAAAGGCUGGAGAGGACGGGCUUGCUUUUCAUGUAUAUUAUCUUCUGAAAUCUUCGGGCCUUAAAGCUGAUGAAUAUACAUGGAGUGCAUUAUUGACUGCCUUAUACCGGUCUAGUCGGCAUUCUGAUGCCCUAAAACUUCUUCAGGGGAUUAAAAAAGAAGACGGUUCAAAGUUAAAUGAGCAGCACUAUAAUAUAGCUUUAAUGGCUUGUCAAAGACUUGGUUUAUGGGAGCGAGGUUUACAACUUCUAUGGCAGAUGGAAAAAAGUGGGGUGCAAAUAUCAGUUGUAUCUUAUAAUCAUGCUAUAAGUGCUUGCGAGGUUGCGAGGGAGCCAAAAGUAGGCUUAGAAAUCUAUCGACGGAUGAUUCACCGGAGAUGUUCUCCAGAUACAUUCACAUACUUGUCCUUGAUCAGAGCUUGUGUAUGGGGAUCUCUCUGGAAUGAAGUUGAGGAAAUAUUGGAGUGCGUUUCACCAGAUUCUUCCCUCUAUAACGCACUUAUUCAUGGAUUCUGCUUGCGAGGCAAGAUAAUAUUAGCUAAGAAGCUAUACAAUAAGAUGCAAAACUUGGGGCUUAAACCAGAUGGCAAAACAAGGGCAUUGAUGCUUCAGCACUUGCCAAGUAAUAAAGUUCAGCGACGUCGAGCGGCAUAGGUUUCAAAAUGAGCAGCAAAAGAAUAAAGAGCGGAAGUUCCAUCUACCCAUAUUAAUUUACACUCUUCCUCCUAUUUAGCAGCAAUGCGAAAUUCUCAGCCGUGGAAAUGAGUAUAAGCGCUUGAGUGCUCGUUUUGCUUGAUUGCUUUAGGAAGAAAAGACAGCGACGUGGUUCGAGUACUCUUUCUGAUACUUUGCUUCAUCCUUUGGGAUGAUGAACUUUCAUUCAGAUGUGCUGUUCGAGCGGAUUGAAGCAUUUAUCUUGCAAAUUGGAAGCAGAAGUUUUGGUUUUGAGGCUAUACCUUUGGGGCCCAGAAGCUUAUUUUGGUUUCCUGCUUCAGCCGUGACUUUUUAGAAUUUCUUUGCUCACGAAAUGCCUGGCUUUAUUCUUAUGGCAAAACAAGAUCGCAGCGGCUUCACGUAUAGAGAUUGGGAUGUGGAUGUAAAAUGCUUUCUUACUCAAACAAUUGAGUCCCUGUCAAAUGCAUAUUCUAACCUGUGUUGUGUUUGCUGUACAUUCUGCAUAAUAGCUUUACCUCUGAAGAUUUUCCAGCAAGUCAGCAUAUAGAAAGAUUACACUACUUUUUUAUCCAGGAUUCUUUGAUCUUC
Molecule: messenger RNA, 2915 nt
Organism: Ananas comosus (pineapple)
Lineage: Eukaryota; Viridiplantae; Streptophyta; Magnoliopsida; Poales; Bromeliaceae
Product: pentatricopeptide repeat-containing protein At3g29290
Exons: 3
Coding region: 528-2306 (592 amino acids)
Molecular function (GO): protein binding
Source: RefSeq, a predicted model, not a curated record